AUGGAGAUGAGUCCGGUAGAGUGUGGGUCCGACUCGGCCAGUGAGGAGAGAUACUCGGCGGCAGCGGUGGGAGGACAGAGCCGGGAGACGGAGUCGGGAGGAUGGAGCCAGCAUGGAGAGAGAUGGGCCUUCCACACCCCUUAUGAGACUUUCUGCACCCCUCCUGAGACCCUCUGCCUGAGACAUCAGACAGGCACCCCAGGAACAGAACGACAGCACAAAGCCUUCCACACCCCUUAUGAGACUUUCUGCACCCCUCCUGAGACCCUCUGCCUGAGACAUCAGACAGGCACCCCAGGAACAGAACGACAGCACAAACCCCACCCCCUGACUGGGGAGACAAGGAAGAGGGCCCUGCUGGACAAGGAAGUAUUGAACUUUGGCAAAAUAACUUCUGAUACUUCCAGUCUCAGUGACAUUGCUGAUGGUGUUGCUGUAACAUUCAGAUCUACUUCCCCAGCGUUUAGGAAGCCUAUGGAUUCACAAAUUAUUCAUGGAAAUCAUGAAGAGAUUGAUUCCCCUGUCGAAGAGUCAACUCAAUUGCUUCUAGAAGAAAGUAACAGUGAAAGUGAAUCAUCGCACCCCAAAGAUGAAACACGCAGAGACAAAAGCCUUCUAUUGCGCGCUGUUUCUGAAGGAGACACAAAGUUAUUAAUGAGACUUCUCAGAAAUAUUAAAGACAGGUCCCGUAGAUAUUCCAAGACUGUUGCUCAAGAUUAUCUCUUGAAAAAACUAACAGCAAAGGACACCGGGAAAACCUGUUUGAUGAAAGCAUUACUGAAUAUAAACAGCAACACUCCAGAAAUAACGCGUAUCCUGAUUUCGUUUUCUGAAAAUAAUGGAUUUUGGGACCGAUUUAUUAAUGCUGAAUACACAGAGGAAAAUUAUAAGGGUCAGACAGCCUUACACAUCGCUAUUGAAAGAAGACAACUGGAAAUUGUGAAGUAUCUCAUUGCAAAGGGAGCCAACACAAACGCAUGUGCAAAAGGUGUUUUUUUCAACCCAGUGGAUAAAAAUGAUGGGUUUUAUUUUGGUGAAACUCCAUUGGCUCUUGCUGCAUGUACUAAUCAACCAGAGAUAGUUGACCUCCUUAUGAGUAAUAGCCACACCAAUGUCUCCAUGCAGGACACUUUCGGAAAUACUGUGCUCCAUGCUCUAGUAAAUGCUUCAGAGGACUCAAAGUCUCACAAUACAUUCAUUAUAAAUCUGUAUGAUAAAAUCAUACGGAAGUGUAACAACAAGUCAUUAGAAGGCAUUAGAAAUAAAAAAGGUUUUUCACCUAUGCAGUUGGCUGCAAAAACUGGUAAACUGGAGAUGCUUAAAUACUUUCUGAAUAGAGAAAUAAAGGAGAAAGAAAACAGGGUUCUGUCCAAGAGAUUCACAGACUGGGCUUAUGGCCCUGUUUCAUCUCAUCUGUAUGAUCUGUACGAUGUGGACACAAGCUCAAAAAACUCGGUACUGGAGAUAGUCGUAUACAAUACAGCUAUUAAUAACCGGCAUGAACUGUUGGCAUUAGAACCCCUCCAAACGCUGCUUAAGAUGAAAUGGAAAAAGUUUGCAAGAAACAUGUUUAUUGCCUCUUUUCUGCUUACCUUUGCCUUUAAUUUAGUUUUUACACUUCUCUUCUACCAGCCACAUGGAGAUAAGGCUCCGAAAUCUCUGAACCUCUCCAGUACAAGUGGACAAUUUGAACUGCUUGGCCAAGCAUUUAUUGUGAUUUGGGCCACAUGCCUAAUUAUUAAAAAGGGGGCUUCAAUUUUCUGGCUGAGUCCUUCAGAUCUGAAAUCAGUUGUGUCUGAUGCCUGGUUCCAUAUUCUUUUUUUCAUACAUGCAGUCCUUGUCAUCGUAUCAUUGUUAUGUUGUAUAAUUGGAGUAGAAGUGUAUCUGGCCUUUACAGUCAUUGCUAUGGCCCUUGGGUGGACAAACUUAAUGUAUUAUACAAGAGGAUUCCAGUCCCUGGGAGUCUACAAUGUUAUGAUACAGAAGGUCAUCUUGAAUGAUGUCUUAAAAUUCUUACUAGUGUAUGUUCUGUACUUAUGUGGAUUUGGUGUGGCUCUUGCCUCAUUAAUCGAAAACUGCCCCGAUGAUUCAGAAUGCAGGAGGUAUAACAGCUUUAGAAGAGCAAUUGUGGAACUGUUUAAACUGACUAUAGGAUUAGGAGACCUGGAGAUGCAGCACGAUUCGAAAUACCCAGUCCUGUUUCUGAUGCUUCUUAUUAUCUAUGUCAUUCUAACAUUUGUGCUUCUUCUAAACAUGCUGAUUGCAUUAAUGGCAGGGACUGUGGAUGACAUUUCAAAAGACAGCGAAAAUAUUUGGAGACUUCAGAGAGCUAGAACAAUUCUGGAGUAUGAAAAAUCCUUGCCAACCUGUUUAAGAAAUAAGUUUGAACUUGGAAAAAUCUGCAACAUCUCAGAAAAUGACCGUUUAUGUUUAAGAAUUAAUGAAGUUAAAUGGACGGAGUGGCAUCAUCAGGUUAUUUGCCUGAACGAAGAGCCCGGUAUUUCAAAGUUAAAUGGUGCCAGUUACAACGAUUUGCAUGCCAUUGAUGGACCGGUCCAUCCUAAACAAAUUCCCCAAAUUACAGUUCAAGUGCACAGUGCAGACAACUGA
This is a messenger RNA of Nanorana parkeri, 2610 nucleotides long. Its product is annotated as transient receptor potential cation channel subfamily V member 3-like. The record is from RefSeq and is a predicted model, not a curated record. Lineage: Eukaryota; Metazoa; Chordata; Amphibia; Anura; Dicroglossidae. Gene Ontology annotation, biological process: calcium ion import across plasma membrane. Gene Ontology annotation, molecular function: protein binding; calcium channel activity. Gene Ontology annotation, cellular component: membrane. The transcript is spliced from 21 exons. The coding region runs from base 1 to 2610 and encodes 869 amino acids.